CUGCAACAACGGCACGUGUGCGGGCAGAGGAGAGAGAGAGAGAGAGAGAGAGAGAGAGAGCGUCGUUUUGUCAGCCAAAAGGUUCUGCUGGAAGGAAUGGUAGGCACUGCUUGUUGAAAGCAGAAGAGAAAAGGAAAUGGCGAUUUCGGGAGAUUUGAAGGUGGCUGCGACCUUGGCUCCUUAUCCUGCACACCCCCUCAGACACUUCCUGCUUCCUCCUUCAAAGGUAGGAUUUAGCAGUUUUGUUACUGGACGAUCUAAUGUUCUUGAGAUGUCACCCAAAUGCACUCGUGUAGAACUUGGAGCUCAUAAUACAAUGCGACAUUGCCACCGAUGUCUUGGGAUAAUGGGUGACAAGGUCUCCUUCCCCAAAACAAUAAACCAAGAAGUCGAGGGCUUCCUCCUUGAUGCCAUAAACAUGAGCUUCUUUGAGCGUUUGAACUUGGCCUGGAAGAUACUAUUCCCAUCGGUUACUGCUCAGAGAAACUCCAAUGCAAGGAUAGCCAAACAGCGACUAAAGAUGAUACUCUUCUCUGACAGAUGUGCUGUCAGCGAUGAAGCUAAGCGAAAAAUUGUCAGCAACAUUGUGGGUGCUUUAUCUGAUUUUGUCGAGAUAGAUUCUCAGGACAAAGUUCAACUAAGUGUCUCAACGGAUCCUGAUCUUGGGACGGUGUACUCUGUAACUGUCCCAGUACGGCGUGUGAAGCCUGAGUAUCAGGAUGAUGAUGAAGAUUUCAGGGGAAUAACAAGCAUUGAGUACAAAGAUACUGGAGAAAAGUCGGGCUCUGUUGAUGUCAGGUUUGAUUUCUUCAUACCCAAUGACAAAAUUCAGUAAAUGAGUGGCUCUCUAAAGAGUAAUUGGGACAACAUUGUUGGGCUUUUAUGUUUAGAUUGUUCUUUUCAGUUGGGGCCAAAAAAAUAAAAUAAAAUUGUUGUCAUGUUUAUGACUAAAGAUGAAACAGGUUCUUCUAGAGCAAUUAUUUCUCAUUUCAGCUGUUUGGAUUUGGGAAGCUUUUGAUCAUUUACUUUGUAUAUAUUGGAAGUUUGCUGUAAGAUGGAGUUUCUGCUACCUUUGAAAUGUUUAAUUCUGAUUGGCUGACAUAUUGUAUGCAAUCCUAAGCAUCUCAACCUUUGCCAAAUCCAAGCUUGUUUUGUGCUUA
Molecule: messenger RNA, 1160 nt
Organism: Magnolia sinica
Lineage: Eukaryota; Viridiplantae; Streptophyta; Magnoliopsida; Magnoliales; Magnoliaceae
Product: cell division topological specificity factor homolog, chloroplastic
Exons: 2
Coding region: 137-835 (232 amino acids)
Biological process (GO): regulation of division septum assembly; cell division; chloroplast fission
Source: RefSeq, a predicted model, not a curated record